Messenger RNA from Manihot esculenta (cassava), 1358 nucleotides. RefSeq names its product probable LRR receptor-like serine/threonine-protein kinase At1g53430. Gene Ontology annotation, molecular function: protein binding. The coding region runs from base 156 to 899 and encodes 247 amino acids. NCBI's taxonomy places the organism in Eukaryota, Viridiplantae, Streptophyta, Magnoliopsida, Malpighiales, Euphorbiaceae. The transcript has 10 exons. The record is from RefSeq and is a predicted model, not a curated record.
AAUACUCGACUCGAGUUCGAUAUGAGUAAAGUUCGAAUUCGGCUCGAGCUCGAAAAAAUUUUAACGAACCAAGUUUGAGCUCUUCAAAGCUCGGUUCGGUUCCAUUCGUUUACAGCCCUAGAAAUUGGGAAUGAUGAUGCAAAGCAGCACUAUAAAUGUGUACAAGUGGAAGACUCUGCUGCCCCUUUUUGUUUAUGGCUAUCUUAUCUAGAGAUCUUGCAGACAGCUGGUUCAAUGGCUCAAUUCCACCAGCACUCUGUUCCCUUCCUUCUCUCCAAGUUCUGUUCCUUUACAACAAUUUGCUAUCAGGAGGAAUUCCACCACAACUUGGGAAUCUUACAAGCCUAGUAGAACGGGAUUUGUCUGACAACCAGCUCUCAGGUGUUCUCCCCAAAGAGUUAGGACACCUUAGAAACCUUGAACGCUUGGUUUUGAUUAACAAAGAGUUCACUGGUGAAUUGCCUCAAAGCUUAGCACGUUUAAAAAAGAUGGUCAACCUAUUCAUUUUCGGAAAUAACUUCUCUGGCAGGAUACCAGAAUACAUUGCUAAGUGGGAGAAUCUCAAGUAUCUGGGACUGAUAGGAAACAGUUUUGAAGGGCCUUUUCCUGAUGCACUCUCAUCUUUAAACCUUUCUGAGCUGCAUGUUUCUGACUUAACAGGAAGCAAUGAAGGAAGAGGUUUUCUAUUCCCAAAUAUAUCAGGAAUGACUUCUUUGGAAUGGAUGACAUUGAGGAACUGUUCACUGACUGGUCCAAUCCCUACAUUUGUUAGUCAAAUGAAAUCCCUAUAUUACAUGUAUCUUAAAGGAAACAAGCUUAAUGGAUCAGUCCCCAGAUGGCUUGCUGGUUCAAAAGCAUUAUACGCGUAUGUGUUCGUAUUUAUACUUUUCUCUUUGUAGCUACUGGUUCUUAACGGGGAGUGCUGUAUGCCAUUGCAUCACUGCUGCUUCAUUGUUUCUACAGUUUCUUUCAAAUGGUUUACGAGUACUAUUAUGUUUUUUUUAUAUAUAUUUUUCAUAUUCAUAUAAAAAUAAAAAUAAGAAAAUUUUAGCCGCUAUUUAUUCUUUAAUCGUGUAAUUGUUUGAUUUUUAACCCCUAAUUUACUAAUAUUAACAAGAAAAUCAAUUGAUGUGACAACAUGAGUAGCUUUAAUGUUUUAAUGUCAGAAUUCAAUCACACUACAAUAUAAGCACAUUUUGGUAAAAAGCUUAUACUUGGGAUCAGAAUGGUCAAUAGAAUUUCUUAUCUAGAAAACUUUUUAUUUUCAAUAUUAUUCUAAUAAUUAAUCUAUAGAAAUUUGAUUAUUAUACUAAGUUUGAAUUGAGAAAGGAAGUGUAAAGAGAAAAAUAAAUUAUAAA